Messenger RNA from Drosophila ananassae, 3872 nucleotides. RefSeq names its product zinc transporter foi (gene foi). NCBI's taxonomy places the organism in Eukaryota, Metazoa, Arthropoda, Insecta, Diptera, Drosophilidae. Gene Ontology annotation, cellular component: membrane. The transcript is spliced from 6 exons. Gene Ontology annotation, biological process: intracellular zinc ion homeostasis; zinc ion import across plasma membrane. The coding region runs from base 758 to 2905 and encodes 715 amino acids. Gene Ontology annotation, molecular function: zinc ion transmembrane transporter activity. The record is from RefSeq and is a predicted model, not a curated record.
CUUAAAUAAAACAUUAUGUAUACAAAUUAAUUUUGAAACAAAAUUAAAAAAAAAAAAAUCGAUAGUCCGACUAGGGCUGCCAACUAUCGCUUAGAAUUUGAAAUAUAUGGCAGCAACCCUCAUUCGCCAGCCCUGGACAGCUGUGGCACGCAUUAAAAAAUAUUAUUGCGGAUUUUUUAAUAUUUAUAUUGGCGGUGAAUGCGAAAGUGUGGGAUGGCAGCGGCGGCAUAUGUUUAAGUCCAUCGAGUCCGGAAAAUGUUUACACCAAGCCCGCCCCUUGCGUAAUUGUGGCCGCCCCCUGUGUGCGAUUGUGGAGUCAGUGCAGAUUGCGCGAAUUCUGUGAGGAAAAUUCGCCGCUCCGGUUGACUUGCCCUGCUCAUCUGAGAUUAUAGCAGCUUAAUUGACAUUCGGCGUUAUCUCGACGGCGAUUCCAUUCAGCAACCACCCCGCCCACCAUCCCAGAGAAGCUAUAUAUUCGUCCGGACCAGCAUCAGGGAAUUGAUAAAUACAAAGCGCCCGCGUGUGUAUUGAAAUCCAUUUUUUUUGUGAAUCCGCGGGACGAUCGAAGAAUAAAAACUGAAAACCGACUGACUACAAUUCCUGGUAUAUAAUGAUCGUGGGAGAUCUUGCCUGGCAGUAAACCUUCAGCCCACGACCAGUCAGCGUUAAAUAGAAUUAAUCGAAAGCUAAGAGAGAAUCAGGAUCAGGAUCAGGAACUCGGUGAAACGAAGGAGAAGGAAGCCCUGAUCGAUGCAAGAUGGCGCGACACAUUAUGGCCGUUUGUGUGGUGUGCCUUUUGUGUGCACACCGCCUGCACUGUCAGGACCACAUCGAGAACCUCCUCGGCUCGGUGGCCUACACCAGCCAGGAGCUGCUCAAUGCCCGCGUCUACCCGAACCUCCAGUUCAAUCCCUCCAUUGAAACCACCGAUCGGCGGCAGCAGCGCUCCGCUUCUGGCGACGACGACACCCCCAACUACAGCACCAGCCCGCCCUCGAGGAGACAGAAGCGUCACGCCGGCCACGAUCAUGGCCAUCACAACGCCGUCGAUUCUCGUGUCCCGCAGAUCACCCAGUACUAUCUUGAGAAGCUGAUGGGCCAGAAAGAGGCUAUGCCCACCAGCGGGUUUGAGGAAUUCCUGCAGGAGCUCAACCUCCGUGACAUGCCCAGUGGAGCCAGUGAAGGAACCUGCGUGCCUGCCAGUCGUCUGGUGCAUCAUGUACAGCCCCACAAUCACCACCAUCACGAGGAGGAGGAGGAGGAGCAGGAUCAGUUGCAGCUCAAGAACUGCACACUGAACAAUAAUGGAACCAACUCCAACGUCGUAUGCGCUCCCCUGCACCACAAUCACACCCACGCCAGCGACGACAGCGGGAACUUUACGCUCAGCGAAAAGGACAUGCUCUACCUGUGUCCGGUGCUCCUCCACGAGCUGAAAGCCCAGAGCGGAGGAUGCAUAAAUCCGUCCGUUCUCUCCGACAUCGAUAGCACGGAGCAGCUGCUAGAGACUGAGAAGGAGAGGGACUUCCUCUAUGUGUGGGUUUAUGCUUUUAUUUCGGUGUUCGCAUGCGGCCUCCUGGGCCUUGUCGGAGUGGCCAUUAUUCCGUUCAUGGGCUCGCGGUACUACAAGUACAUCAUCCAGUAUCUGGUUGCGCUUGCCGUGGGUACGAUGACCGGCGAUGCCCUUCUGCAUUUGCUGCCCCAUUCUCUGGCUGGCCAGGAUGAACGGGGCAUGAUCAUGAAGGGACUGGGCUGCUUGGGCGGCAUCAUUUUCUUCUACGCGACAGAGCACUCGCUCACCAUGAUCUCCGAGUGGCGAAAGAGUGUGGAGAAGAAGGAGACGAAGAAGCCAUCGCGUGCGAAGGUGAUGCGCGAUCCGGACUCCUCCGUCAACAACUCGGUGGCGGGGGACAAGAUCUGCAAGCAGAAGUACAGCUCGUAUCCCUACUGCUAUGACGAGAUCACAAUGAACAACAAGCAGAGCGAGUGGAUGCACCUGCCGGCUGGAGUGGAGGGAGCCACCUCGGCGGCGGGCGCUGGCGGCGAUGCUCCCAAUGGCUUGGGACACGAUCACGAGGGAUCCAACGACAUGGCCGCCGCUGCCGAAUCGCUGCUCUCCACCCUGCACUCCAACUGUGUGGAGAUGAACCACCACAACCACAACCACAAUCACAAGCACAAUAGCCACCAGCAGAACCAGCCAGGAGAGAGCCAGGACAACAACACCAUUGUCACGGAUCUGGAUGGCAAUGCGGUGUAUGCUGCAAACAAUGCGAAAGACAAGGAUAAUCAUGUCACUGUCAUCUUGCGAGAGCACGAAUCUUCCCACCACGGACACAGUCACCGCCACGGGCACGUUCAUUCGCCUCCGGAAACCCUUAGUGCCGUGGCCUGGAUGAUUAUCAUGGGCGAUGGCCUGCACAACUUCACCGACGGCAUGGCCAUUGGCGCCGCCUUUGCCGAGAAUCUUGCCGGUGGCUUCUCUACCUCGCUGGCCGUUUUCUGUCAUGAAUUGCCGCACGAGUUGGGCGACUUUGCCAUUCUCAUAAAGGCGGGCAUGUCGAUAAAAUCGGCCGUCUACUACAACCUGUUGACUGGUGUCCUGAGCUUCAUUGGCAUGAUCUUUGGCAUUGCUUUCGGGCAGUCCCAAGACGUGGCCCAGUGGAUGUUCGCCGUGGCCGCGGGCCUCUUUAUCUACAUCGCUCUGGUUGAUAUGAUGCCCGAGAUCUCGGCUUCGCACAAGUCGCUGGGACAGUUUCUGCUUCAAAUACUUGGAAUGUUGAGCGGCGUGGGAAUAAUGCUAUUGAUUGCGCUCUAUGAAGGCGAUCUUAUGAGCGUUUUCGGAACGAGUGGAGGAGGCGGCGGAAAGCUCAGCGGCGGAUCAUCUUACCAGCAUGUGCAUUAAACACACACACGAAACAGAACUUGUAACCAAUCGAUGCAAAUCUUGUAGCGUAUUAUUUGAACUGCAGCGAAACUUGUGAAUGAACUGCAUUUUCCGUCAGGCUAGGACCCUUUUCAAUUAUUAUUAUAAUUUUUGUAUAAUUCGAGUAGAAUGUUGUUUACCUCAGCACACACACAGCCGUACCCGGUUGGCACCAAACCAAAAGCAUUUGUUAUCCAGUUUUUGAAAAACAAACACACAACACAGAACUCUCAAUACCCAAGCCAUCAAGAAAACCAAGAACUAAGAACUCCUGUACCACAAAGAAGCGACACGAAUCACAGAAGCACCUGUAUCAUUUUCGUUCCUAAUUUUGCUACUGAACUGCGUUCGAAUCGUUUCAAAACCGAUUAAUUGUAAGAUUUCUUGAAAUUGUCUCUAGGUUAUAAAGUGAUUUUGAAUUUAGGAGAGAAACCAACAAAUUUAAAAUCGAAAAGCAAGCAAGGAUAAGAUUUCUCUAAACAGAAGAGAAACAAUAACAAAUAGCGGAGUGGCUGGUCCAAGUGGAUAUCAGGAUUAUAAAAGGAUAUAUGAAGAUACCCGACCACCAUCCAUCGAUUAAUGAUCUUUAUACACUGAGAAAAAAAAGCAUAUAUAUUGUAGAAUAUAUAGUUUUGUAUUUUUUAGAGUCUAGGUGCGCACGUUUACUUUAGCGAGUUUAACAUUCUAAACCAAAAUUUAAGGAAUGUCCACUGUUAUGAUUUCUGACAGUACUUAACGACUUGAAUGCAUAUAUAUUUUCUAAUUUAGAAAGUGAGGAGAGAAACCAUUUAGGCAACCCACAAACAAAACCAUUUAAUCUUAAUUUAUUAUCGUAUUUGUAGUGAAUUAAACAGCUAAAAAUGUAUACAUUAAAAAAGGCACCCCAUGCAUCAUUUCAACUUUUGUUUAAUUAUGAUUUUGUAAUAAAACACAAGUUAAACUAAAA